GAAGAGCACAUAUAUAAUGGCCGGUCCCAAUUCGAAAGCGCAACCUAUUCUCUGAUCUUGAGGCCUCAAUAGAGCGAACCCAACCCUUUCUGCACAAAACAUGGCUGACCAACAAACAGCUGCAAUACUCUACACCUUCCUUCUCUGUUUACUCUCUCUGCACUUAUUUUGGGUGUGGAAGAGGUCAGGCACCAAAAAGAAGGUGCCUCCGGGUCCUUCAGGGCUCCCCAUAAUCGGCAACCUCCACCAACUCGGCUCGAUGCCGCAUCUCACUCUAGCCCGGCUAGCUGAAACCUAUGGACCCCUCAUCCACCUGAAAAUGGGCCAAGUCCCCACCCUGGUUGUCUCCUCCGCAAAGAUGGCAGAGGAAAUCAUGAAAACUCAUGACCUCACCUUCUGCAGUAGGCCGGCUCUUCUCUCCCCUCGACACCUCCACUAUGAAUGCUCUGGUAUAGUUUUCGCCCCCUACGGGCCCUAUUGGAGGAACGUUCGCAGGAUAUGUGUUCAAGAGCUCCUCAGAGCGAAACGGGUGGAGCUGGAAUCAUUUCGCAUAGUGAGAGAAGCUGAAGUGGGGCACAUGAUUGACACUAUCACCUCAAGUUCGAAGGCCGGAAAGCUAGUGAAUUUGAGUGAGAUGUUCCUUUCUUUCUCUAGCAAUGUCAUUUGCGGAGUGGCUUAUGGGAAGAGAUAUUGGGAAGAUGGCUCUGAAUUGAGUGAGAUGAUGGCACAAACAGAUCGUUUGUUUGGUGGGUUCUUUGUGGGGGAUUUCUUCCCAUAUUUGGAUUGGGUGAAAUAUGUUACUGGUUUGAAACGCAGGCUUGACAAGUGCUUUACAAUCAGGGAUGCGUUCCUUGAGAAAGUGAUUGACGAUCAUCUUCUUCCUUCUCGUGGGGAGAUCAAGGAUGAUCAAAAAGACCUGGUAGAUGUUUUAUUGCAGCUUCAAAAAGAUGGCGCCCUUGAAUUCCCUCUUACAAGAGACAACAUCAAAGCAGUUGUCAUGGAUAUGUUUGGAGCAGGGAUAGAUACGACUUCUGCAAUACUAGAAUGGGGAAUGUCAGAGCUCGUGAAGAAUCCCAGAGUGAUGCAAAAAGCCCAAGAAGAAGUAAGAAGGAUCGUCAAAAGCAAUCAUAUCAACAAAAUAAAGGAAACCGAUUUGCACCAGUUCCAGUAUCUGAAAGCAGUGGUGAAAGAGAUUAUGCGCCUGCACCCUCCAGGUCCAUUGCUGGUUCCUCGUGAAUCAAUGGAGGAUUGUGAAAUUGAGGGCUAUCAUAUUCCAGCAAAAACUAGGGUUUUAAUUAACGCUUGGGCAAUCGGCAGACACCCAGAUUCUUGGGAAGACCCCGAAGAGUUUAAGCCUGAGAGGUUCAUGGAUAGUAGCAUUGAUUACAGGGGCCAAGAUUUCCAACUAAUUCCCUUCGGUGCAGGCCGGAGGGUUUGCCCAGGGCUCUCAUUUGGAGUGACUGUCUUAGAGCUCACAUUGGCGAAUCUCUUGCUCCAUUUUGAGUGGGGACUGCCGGAUGGGUUGAACCCAAAUGAUCUGGACAUGGCUGAGGCUUUUGGGCUCGUUGUGCAUCGAAAAUCUCAUCUGCUUUUGGAAGCAACUCCUCUCAGUGCUUUCUAGCUUUGCCUUUGGCAAUUGUCUUAAUUAACAAUAAAUCCUUGUUAACUAUUAAGAAACUGUUUCGAUGGAAAUAUGUAAUUUGAAUCUCUCUAGAUGGCAUUCUCAGCCAUUUGUAGAGAAGGUUUCAUUAACAAUGAGAUUCCUUCCUGUUUAAACGAGGCAGAGAAUUGUCUUCAGAAGUAAAACCAUUUUGGGUUGA
Messenger RNA from Amborella trichopoda, 1820 nucleotides. RefSeq names its product cytochrome P450 71A1. The record is from RefSeq and is a predicted model, not a curated record. NCBI's taxonomy places the organism in Eukaryota, Viridiplantae, Streptophyta, Magnoliopsida, Amborellales, Amborellaceae. Gene Ontology annotation, molecular function: iron ion binding; oxidoreductase activity, acting on paired donors, with incorporation or reduction of molecular oxygen; monooxygenase activity.